AUGAGAUUGGGAGUCACUAUUCUGGAAGGAGAGGGACUGGGAGUCAAUAUUCUUGAAGGAGAGGAACUGGGUGUUACUAUUCUUGAAGGAGAGGGACUGAGAGUCAAUAUUCUUAAAGGAGUGGGAUUGAGAGUCACUAUUCUGGAAGGAGAGGAACUGAGAGUCAAUAUUCUUGAAGGAGAGGGACUGGGAGUCACUAUUCUUGAGGGAGAGGAACUGGGAGUCAAUAUUAUUGAAGGAGAGGGACUGGGAGUCACUAUUCUUGAGGGAGUGGAACUGGGAGUCAAUAUUAUUGAAGGAGAUGGACUGGGAGUCACUAUUCUUGAAGGAGAGGAACUGGGAGUCAAUAUUCUUGAAGGAGUGGGACUGGGAGUCACUAUUCUGGAAGGAGAGGAACUGGGAGUCAAUAUUCUUGAGGGAGAGGGACUAGGAGUCAAUAUUAUUGAGGGAGAGGGACUGGGAGUUACUAUUCUUGAGGAAGAGGGACUGGGAGUCAUUAUUCUUGAGGGAGAGACUUUUUGA
Molecule: messenger RNA, 522 nt
Organism: Homalodisca vitripennis (glassy-winged sharpshooter)
Lineage: Eukaryota; Metazoa; Arthropoda; Insecta; Hemiptera; Cicadellidae
Exons: 1
Coding region: 1-522 (173 amino acids)
Source: RefSeq, a predicted model, not a curated record